This is a messenger RNA of Schistosoma turkestanicum, 2983 nucleotides long. NCBI's taxonomy places the organism in Eukaryota, Metazoa, Platyhelminthes, Trematoda, Strigeidida, Schistosomatidae. The record is from the annotation of a GenBank genome assembly.
ACUUUACUUUCGGCGGGAAAUGUUAUGUGGUCGGUCGUCGGAGGUUUCAGAAACAAAACGGGGUAUUUUGGACAACAAUGAUAUUUCCAAAGGCGGCGCAACAUGUGAGACUAGACAGUGCGAUUGGGACGAAAGGUCUAGGAUUCAGGACGAAGACGAAUUGUUAGGUAGAUCAGAUGAAAAUCAGGACCUGUCUUAUGAAACUCAUUCUAACGAAACCGGUAGUUUUGGCGAGUUCCAUACUGCUGUUGAAUGUCUUAAUGAUUCAGAGGAAGGUAGUGGCGACUUUUCCAUCAAUACCAAGAAGAAAAGUAAUUUCGUCAAGCUCUCCACCGUUACCUCAGAGGAUGUCGAUCCUUUUGAGGACGUCACUACUGCUGUCUGUGAAGCUGAAGACAAAAAAGCUAUUUCGCCGAUUGAGUGGGAUAGAGUUUCUGAUGAAGAGAGCGAGAAUAGAGACGAGCUUCAUGUGGAUGCUCCAGGAGACGAGUUUUCGAAAGAGGAAGAAGCGCAAGUUGCAGUUCGGUCUUCUAGUAUAAGAGGACGUGUCUGCACAACAGAAAAAGAGAACUUGCUAGAUUCACGCCUCUUUAGGUCUGCAAAGUAUUUUCUGAUCAAGAGCAACAAUUUUGAAAAUAUUGAAAUAGCGAAGUCCCGUAAUGUAUGGGCUACAACAAAGGGUAAUGAGACAAGACUGAACAAAGCUUUCUUUGAUUACAAUAAUGUAUUGCUCAUCUUUUCUGUGCGUGAAAGUGGUAGAUUUCAAGGAUUCGCCCGCAUUAUCGCCUCCUCAGAUCCUCGGAUCAAGGUUGACUGGGUGCUAUCCUCACGCAUGAAUACUGGACUCCUGAGUAAUCCUUUUAGGAUUAAGUGGAUUUCGAAGUCCGAUCUACCUUUCACAAAAACUGGACAUCUUUUAAAUGCAUGGAAUGAGGACAAACCUGUGAAAAUCGGAAGAGAUGGUCAAGAAAUCGAACCCACAUGCGGCGAGGCACUGUGUCGGUUGUUCAAUAAAGAUGAAUCUGGAGAAGAUCAGAAACAACUAAACACUGUUCAGGCUAUUGGUGAAAGAAUUAGUCGUAGAAAUGCAUUUGAGAGACUUGGCAAAAUUGUUGGUCGCCAUGGUCAAACAAGUCAUAAUGGUGCUCGUGUUAUUGGCUUAAAUAGUCAAGUCAACACUGGGUUGUUGGGAGACGCAACUGGAACAAACCAGAGAUAUUUAGCAUCCACUGAACGAAGGAGUUUGAUGAAUUACCCUCCUGUAACACCUUUAAUAAACACAGACGGUUCGCGACUGACCUCAGCAGGUACUACACCUUUAUUACAAGUAAAUGCGGCAGCGGCUGCAAUGGCAGCAGCCGCAGCUAUGGCUGCAAUCAAGUCUGGACCACAGUCAAUUGGUGCUUUUACUCGGAGUGGGACAAAUACUCUCAAUUCCACAAUGAAUUCCAGACUGCCUAUACAACCACCUACUCUCCCUAAUAUAUUCUCAACCUUCCCAAAUUCAGGCAGUUCUUUUUCACGUUUAAAUGUAUCUAGUUCUUCUAAUGCUACUCUGUUCCCAUUGUUACAACAACAGCAACUUCGUAUAUCUGGAUCAGCGGCAAAUGUCGCCGCAGGUGCUGCUCUUUCACAAGCAAUACAACAAGCUCGUAGCAUAUCGAAUUCUAAUGUGAUGAAUCGAUCAGGUGUACCGGUCAAUCAUGUAGUAAACAAUGUACCCGCAAAAUCCCAAACUGAGAGGAGUCGUUCGCGUUCUGCCAGCAAUAGCACAGCUUGCAGUUAUGCUCGGGAACGUAAUCCAAGACAUCGAAGAGCUGAUGGUUAUGUAGAAGAAGAGUCUCCACGAUUUGAAACAACUCGACGGAAGUCACAUUCCCCGAGGCGGCGUGAAUUAACUUCAAGACAUGGAGAUUAUGAAAGACCUCGUGGACACAGAUCUCGUAGUCGAUCCAGUCCUCUUCCCAUUGACCGUAAUUUAUUAAUGACUUGGGAUUAUGACGACUAUGUUCAACAAGUUAGCCGUGGUAUGCGAUCGAAUAUAUAUGGUGGAUUGCUUUUCAUCGUAUUUUAAAUCCCGAACUUCGUUGCUGUCCAAUUAAUCAUGGGCCGUAUUCGUAGUUUAUAGUAGUUGACUUUUGAACUAGAUUUUGUAUUUCGUUUCACUUAGAAUUUUCUGAGCUUAUCUUUCUGUGGUUUUGAAGGCAUGAUACCAGAUUACUUGGAUUAUUUGUCAUAGUUGUUUUGUAAUUUGUGGUUAGUACUCUUGUAUAAAUUUGGUUUUCUUGGUUCUCAGAUUCAAUGAAGGAAUACUGAGUUAAAUUUUUAAGCUUUGAUUUAUAUUUUCUUGAGACCAUUUCUAUUUAUUAAAAAAAUCGUAAUCUUAGAAAUUAAGUUAGCACAUGCUAUUCAAAUAUGAAUCUUUCGCGUAUUUCAAAUAUUGAAAUUUAACGAGAUACAGUUCGCUUAUAUGCAAGAAAUCUUGUCAUUGUUGAUCAGACUAAUAACUCAAUGGUUUAUGUUUCAGGGAAGUCGCGUCGCCGGUCCAAGUGCUUAUUCACAAGUUUCCCAAAGUCAUGAAAACGAUCUCAGAUACGAAGAGAAAGUUGAUGCGUUUCUACGAGGAAUUGGGUCACGUCCAAAAGUUGGAGGGCAUGAUCGUCAUUACUCACGCAGUCCUAGCCGUAGCUGUUCAUAUAGUCCACCUCCACCACAUCCCCACAACCGUCGUCGUGAAUAUUAUAGGGGUUCCUCAUCCUACUCCAGAUCUAGAUCGCCUUCUGGACCAAACAUACCUUUAUCUAAGAUCCGUCGUGGAGAGAUAGAUCCUGAUGUUUAUUGUCAUCGCCCACCAAGUCAAUAUUUAUCUCCUCGUCGAAGAGACCAUACAGGUUCUCACAGUCGUUCUCCUACGAGUUUCGGUCGUGAAAUACCAGCACAAUGGAGAAAGCCUUCACAAGCUUCUGUAGCGCAUUCUGGCGGA